Liolophura sinensis is the source of this 1074-nucleotide messenger RNA. RefSeq names its product enkurin-like. The record is from RefSeq and is a predicted model, not a curated record. The coding region runs from base 122 to 883 and encodes 253 amino acids. Gene Ontology annotation, molecular function: calmodulin binding. Gene Ontology annotation, cellular component: acrosomal vesicle; axonemal microtubule. NCBI's taxonomy places the organism in Eukaryota, Metazoa, Mollusca, Polyplacophora, Chitonida, Chitonidae. The transcript is spliced from 4 exons.
CCGAUAAAGGGUCGUGUUGCAACAAGAGCGCGACAAAAACCGGCGUAAUUUCCCUUAAAACCAGCGAGCAGACACGCGUAUAUCAUUUUUUUUUACGAGGAAAAAACUAGAGCACACUACCAUGUAUUCUGACGAGAGCAUUUACGAUUUAAUUCCGCGAGAGGAACUGAAGAAACCGAAGGAAGCAAGGUACACCUCUAAAUUCCGUGACAAUGUCAAAGUUGAGAAAGAAAAAAACAAGGACUCAUAUAAGACAAUGGGUCCUGCCAAAGUUUUGGUUCCAGAGACAACAAACUUCUUAAGAAAGCACACAAAAGAACCAGUGCUUCCCGACAAGCAGCCUUUUAAAUACCCUGAUGAAGAUCAUCGCCGGCCGGCCGUGCCAGCUCCAAGCGAUCGUCCUCUGAUGGGACUUAAAACUACCAAAAACUUCAUCACCACAAAUGCAGUAGAGAACAUCACAUCAGUGCCUAAAAAGGCAGAGAAGAUUUAUGUUGAUACCAAAAAGGGAGACAAACACAAACUGGAUACAUCAGGACUUGAACCCAUUUAUAUUAAAAAGAAGGACUUCGGUGAAACUCCCCAGUACCUGUUGAAAAGACGAGAGGAAAUUCGCAAGGCGCAGGAGGAGUAUGAUGCUUACAUUGCUGAGCAUUUCCGACGGGGGACAAUGAAACAGUUAACGAGGGAAGAGCGAGAGCACAUUUUAAUGGGAUUGAAAGCCAACUGGGAGGAGAUUCACAAAGAAUACCAGGGUUUGUCAGUCGUCACAGAUACAGCACCGAAGAAAAACCGAAAGGAGCGAAUGGAGGCCGAAAUGAAACAGUUAGAACGAGACAUUCAGAUCAUUGAAAAACAUACACAAAUUUAUAUCGGAAACUAGUGAAACAUCACAUCAAUAAUGUUGUCCAAGUUAUUUAAUUUUCUAUACAAGAUUGAGGACGGGCUGGGGUGGUUGUUUAUACUGGAUAAGGAGGUAUACGUUCUCAACUGAAAUGUACAUUAUUGAGAAAAUGAAUUGUUGGGAUACAUGUACCCAUGCUAAUAAAGACCAAAAUUAUAAUUAACAUCAUU